AUGGCUGACUUAAGCAACAAUGUUGACUUGCCGGGCGAGAAGGCUGCAUGGCCUCAGAACUCUGACGCCUCAUCUGGUCAAGUCGAGACCAUCGAACAAGCACCAGGACCAGACACCGAAAUCGUCGACAAGGCGACUGAGCGCGCGGUAUUACGCAAGCUAGACUACCGUAUUGUCCCAAUGGUCAUGUGGGUAUACCUGAUGAACAUGAUGGAUCGAGUCAACAUUGGAAAUGCCCGAUUAUUCGGCUUGGAAGAUGACUUGAACCUGGGAUCUGGGCAGUUCCAACUAGCAGUCUCAGUUCUGUUCAUCACCUACUGCCUAUUUGAAGCUCCGUCUAACAUGGUCAUCAAACGCCUUCAACCUGCCCGAUACCUUGCAGGGCUGACUAUCUGCUGGGGCUUCGUCGCCACUUUCAGCGCCUUUGUAAACAACUUCGCUGCUCUUGUGGUGUGUCGCCUCCUCUUGGGCCUGUUCGAGGCAGGAUUCUUCCCAGGAGUGGUCCUUUAUCUGUCCAUGUUCUACAGCCGGCGAAGCCUCGCCCUCCGGAUCGCCUACUUCUACGGAACCGCAGCUGCCUCUGGCGUGGCCGGGGGCUUGGUCGCAUACGGCAUCAGCUUCAUGGACGGCCACGCCGGCUGGCGCGCCUGGAGAUGGAUCAUCCUCAUCAACGGGCUGCCCACCAUCGUCACCGGCUGCGUCAUCCCGUUCGUGCUGCCAAACAGCCCCGAGACGGCAAAGUUCCUCUCGGACGAGGACAAGCGCAACCUCGUCCGCAUCCACGAGCAGCAGAUCGGCAGGGCGCGGAACCUGCGCGAGAUGGAGUGGGAGGACGUCAAGGACGGCAUCAGGGACUGGACGACCUGGGCGUACUGCUUCGCACUGUUUCCGCUGCUGACUAUGCUCUACUCCUUCGUCGUGUUCCUCCCCACAAUCAUCCACGGGCUCGGCAGCUGGAACGCGACGGAGGUCCAGGCCAUGACUGUCCCUGUCUAUGCCGUCGGGGCCAUCGUCUAUGUCGCAUGCGCCCGGGUGAGUGACCUCACGCAGCGCCGCGGCUACUUUAUCAUGGGCGCCAUCGUCUCUUCGAUAGUGGGCUACGGCAUGCUCAUUGCCGAGAAGGGCAACGCCGUGUCGUAUGCCGGCACUUUCUUCGUCAGUAUCGGCAUCUUCGCCGGGGCGGGCAUCUCGUUUGCCUGGGUCCCGACUAACAACCCUCGCUACGGCAAGCGGGCGUUCUCAACAGGGAUGCAUCUCACCAUUGGUAACUCCUCUGGGGUUGCGUCGCCUUUCUUGUUCGCGGGAAGCAGUUUUGUGCCCGGUUACGCGGCGAGUAUGGGUAUGCUGGCGGUCUCGUUCGCUCUCAACGUGCUGCUGAAUGUGCACUUCCGGAGACAGAACAAGUUAAGAGAUGAGGGUAGGAUGGACUACCUGAUGGACGGCAAGACGGAGGAUGAGAUUGAGGCCAUGGGAGAGAAGAGCCCGAGGUUCCGAUUCGCAAUUUGA
Colletotrichum chrysophilum is the source of this 1506-nucleotide messenger RNA. RefSeq lists its product as uncharacterized. Bases 1 to 1506 code for a protein of 501 amino acids. The transcript is spliced from 4 exons. Gene Ontology annotation, biological process: transmembrane transport. Gene Ontology annotation, molecular function: transmembrane transporter activity. The record is from RefSeq and is a predicted model, not a curated record. NCBI's taxonomy places the organism in Eukaryota, Fungi, Ascomycota, Sordariomycetes, Glomerellales, Glomerellaceae. Gene Ontology annotation, cellular component: membrane.